GUUCCCAGCAGCGCUGCCAGCCUGCCACCGUCUUCCCGGAACCCCACCGAGCCGACGACCGAAGCCGACGCGACCCUCCUCGCGUCACCGCGCGCAAGAGUCCCAUGGCCACGGCGGGUUCGUCCCCCCCUGCCAGCCAGCAGCCCUUCAAGCUGAUCCUAGGGUCGUCUUCGGUGGCGCGGAAGCACAUCCUCGAGGAGAUGGGGCUGGAGUUCCAAGUCAUGACUGCUGACAUCGACGAGAAGAGCAUCAGGAGGGAGAAUCCCGAUGACCUGGUAAUGGUCCUCGCGGAGGCCAAGGCUGAUGCUAUCAUGUCCAGAUUGAACAUUGAUGAUUAUCAGAAAGAAGGCAGUCAACCAACACUCCUGAUCACAUCUGACAUAGUGGUCGUCCAUGAAGGGAUUAUUAGAGAAAAACCAACCACCAAGGAAGAAGCACGGCAAUUCCUGAAAGGCUAUUCCGGAGGUCACGUGUCAACUGUUGGGUCUGUUGUUGUAACUAAUCUUACAACUGGGAAGAGACUUGGAAGUUUGGACAAAGCUGAGGUUUAUUUCCACGAUAUACCAGAUGAGGUCAUCAAGAGCUUGAUCGAUGAGGGAGUAGUAUUUAGGGUCGCAGGUGGUUUGCUGCUUGAACAUCCAUUGACGCUGCCGUUUGUCGAAGCAGUGGUUGGUUCUAGUGACAGUGUCAUGGGGCUGUCAAAGGAGGUUGCAAACAAGUUAAUUCACGACGCACUGUCUACUUAGCGUAGCAAUUUCAGCACUACUGUUUCUGAUCAAAUUCUUACUGCACUCACCUGGAGAUGUGAUCAAGCAGAGAGCAUAUCUGGGGAUACCCAUAGUGAUUCAUGUAUUUUUAAACGUUAAACCAAGACAGGCGCACCUGGCAUUGCAAAUUGUGAUCAGGUUGUACUUGCCUUCUGUUUCACUUGAAGGAUACGUUGAUGCUUCUUUUAGUGGGUCAGUUGGUAUGAUUUGUAAUAUACUGAUAUACAUAAUCUCGUCUCUGAUAUGUGACUGUUCGUUGCAAUUGUUAAA
This is a messenger RNA of Zea mays, 1037 nucleotides long. Its product is annotated as maf-like protein CV_0124. Gene Ontology annotation, molecular function: nucleoside triphosphate diphosphatase activity. Lineage: Eukaryota; Viridiplantae; Streptophyta; Magnoliopsida; Poales; Poaceae. The record is from RefSeq and is marked provisional.